GAGAUGUCCCUUCGCGAAGGGCAGGCAAAUGAUGCACUUCACAACCUCCGCAUUCACUUGUGCAACAAGGCGGUCCUAUUCCAAACGAUGGUCAGGCAAGCCAAAUCUCAAGCCCUGAAAACACGAGCCUGGUCACAGGUGACGUCAGUGCAACAGGCUGUCUCCCUAUGUGCGAGUAUAUAUACCAAGACCAGGAUGCAAAUUAUGAAACUUGACAAGGGGCAUGGCCAACUUCAGAAGUACAAACCCCUGCUUCGCGAGCAGCUCAAAGUCAGCACUGCCGUGGGUGAUCCGAAUGCCUGUGGUCAAUGA
Molecule: messenger RNA, 312 nt
Organism: Suillus bovinus
Lineage: Eukaryota; Fungi; Basidiomycota; Agaricomycetes; Boletales; Suillaceae
Exons: 1
Source: RefSeq, a predicted model, not a curated record